Molecule: messenger RNA, 2071 nt
Organism: Drosophila montana
Lineage: Eukaryota; Metazoa; Arthropoda; Insecta; Diptera; Drosophilidae
Product: polycystin-2-like protein 1
Exons: 8
Coding region: 75-1892 (605 amino acids)
Biological process (GO): detection of mechanical stimulus
Cellular component (GO): membrane
Molecular function (GO): calcium channel activity; calcium ion binding
Source: RefSeq, a predicted model, not a curated record
ACUAAACGUCGUACUAAAUCAUAAUUGAUAAGUCAAACUAUCUGAUAAACUUAACUAACUGAAGAAAUAGAAAAAUGGAAAAAGUGAAGCCGUUGCAAUCUACGUACGGCGCCUUGACCUACACAACGGAGAAGGGUACCAAAUAUGCCUUGCUGCAUCUGAUCAUCUUCAAUAUUUACUUGAUAGCCGUAACCUUAAUGGGCAAUGGAUUGACCACGCAUCACCAGCAUGAUUUUACCAGGAGCUUGCGGCAACUACUUCAAAGAACUGACUAUACGCCGAGAAAUUCGACUAUAUCUUUCGAUCAGGUCAUUACAAUACCAGAUUUCUGGGAUUAUAUGGAAUUUAUGGUCCUUCCCUUGCUGCAUGGCGUCGUCUAUGAUGAAAGCGUUAAAUGGCAGCCACGUUUUAUUAACACUAGACCCACCUUGUAUGGUCGUCUAUUUCUAAAUGAAAGUUUACUACUUGGAGCACCGAGACUACGACAGAUUCGUGUAAAAGGUAACAGUUGCCAUGUGCAUCAUGCUUUCGCUCGAUACUAUAACACAUGUAUGGCGGCUUAUUCGGCUGACAAUGAGUUCAAGGAGCCGUUCUAUAAGGGGACUGAGUAUAAAACAAUGGAUGAGCUAAAUGCCUUACCUAUUCGGGGCAGGGUACAUACCUAUCACAGCGGAGGGUAUGUGAGACCAUUAUCAUACAAUAAGGAUGUCAAUAUGGGCCUGAUACGACACCUUAAAAAAAUUGAGUGGUUGAAUCGUGGUUCACGUGUCGUUGUACUUGAAAUGAAUAUGAUUAACUUAAAUUUGGAUCUGAUAAUUGCCACUAAAUUAAUUUUCGAGAUAUUGCCCACCGGCCUAAUAAAUACAAAAUACAACUCGGAAUCCAUCUAUUCGAAUCCAAUUUUCACCUCAUCUGGUGGACUCAUUGUGGGGUGCGCCGUUGUCGUAUAUGUAAUCAAUUUGUAUUAUACCUACGUUGAGAUCAAGAAACUCUAUCUGAAAGGCUAUAAGCAUUACUUUACAAAACAGCAAAUAUUGAUAAUACCUUGUAUAGUUAUAAUUUAUGUGGCGCUCAUUUAUACAAUCUAUCUAUUUUUUUACGUGCACAUAAUCGAUCAUCAGAUUAACGCAGUAACUAACCAUUUCGUUUCAUUGGAUUACUUCAUCCUAACGUAUUCGCUUCAUGAGGAUGCUUUCGGAAUCUUGUUGUUUCUCUCCUGGCUGAAUCUGCUUAGCUUUAUGGACUUUAAUCCAGUUCUACGAACCCUUGGCGUUGCUAUGCAGAUGGCUUCAGCUGACUUGGAGGCAUUUUCCAUCAUGUUCCUCAUUGCUUUUUAUGCCUAUGGAAAUCUUGGCUUUCUCCUUUUUGGUGCCACGAGUGAACACUUUCGAAAUUUUCCAACUGCCUUCUUAACAAUGUUGCGCUUGUUGGUUACUGAUUUCGACUACUUUCAAUUGGAACACGAGUCCCAAAUAUUGGGUCCCAUAUUCUUUCUGACCUACGUGUUGUUAAUUUUUUUCGUAUUAAUGAAUAUGUUCCUUGCCGCCAUCGUGUUAUCAUAUAGAACAGCCACAACGACUGUUGGCUUCCAGCCGUCAUUCUUAUGGUAUUAUAUAAGAAAGCUGUUGUUUAGAGUGACUUGUGGGCUUUUUAAGGCACCCCGUUAUCCGGAAUGGGCUGCUGGACAUGAAUUAAACCAGCCGCUCGAUGAAAGCAAGCUUGAAGAAUUGCUUCUCAUUAAGGAAAAUACGGAAAUCGAGUCAGAUCUGGACUUCCUACUUUCUCGUCUGGAUCUGAUUGACAACGUGUUUUAUCGUCUCCAAAAUAAUAUCGGAGAUAUAAUAACCGCUGCGAUAAAUGAAAAAAAAAUGGAGAAAAUUGAAGCCAAAUGAAAAUACAUAAAACCAUCGCUGUUCUUCUUCGAAUCCAACAUAAAAAAAUUAAACUGGUUUUUGCCUAAAAUUGAACAAUACAAUUCUCAUACCUCUGAUCGAUCACAAAUUUAGAACAACUAACAACAGAUCGAAUAAAAAACCUUAGGCAGAGACUGCGAAAUGGCAAAAUAUUUUUU